This is a messenger RNA of Lethenteron reissneri (Far Eastern brook lamprey), 2887 nucleotides long. RefSeq names its product zinc finger protein 22-like. The record is from RefSeq and is a predicted model, not a curated record. Gene Ontology annotation, molecular function: RNA polymerase II cis-regulatory region sequence-specific DNA binding; DNA-binding transcription factor activity, RNA polymerase II-specific. Lineage: Eukaryota; Metazoa; Chordata; Hyperoartia; Petromyzontiformes; Petromyzontidae. Gene Ontology annotation, biological process: regulation of transcription by RNA polymerase II.
UUAGACGUAGGGGAGGCUCAGGACCGGCUCAGAAAGUGUCUCUGGCGGCGUUGGCCACGAGCGGGAAUGGAACUCGGCUGGUCGGUGCGGAGCGCAGCGCUCAGCACGACACUGCCAACAACAACAAACUUGAACUCUGACCCCGUUCUCUGACGUCACCGCUCAGCGUGACCUCAUCGGCGUCAAACGCCACGGGGAGGUGUGCCUUGUUAGUGACGUCAUGUGACCAAGGUAUUCACCCAACUCACGCGCUCUUGAGCGUGACGUCACCUCCGCUCCAGUGCCAAUCCUUAUUUGGGCAAAGCCACGCCCGGUGACUGGCGGCUCAUUAACAUAAUUUAUUCAUGAAAGCCGUCGCGAGUUGAGGGCCGCUCAUUGUGGGAGGGGAGUGUCAUCGUACCCCGCAAGUGACGUCAUGUCACCUGCUGCCGCGUGACGUCACGAGGGACCGGGAAGUUUCCGCUCGGCCCGUGCGCUGAAUUCCGAGGCCACGCCCGCUUGAGCUGCUGUACCGCUCUUGUUUUCAAAAGCGACCUGCCCACAACAACAAUAACAACAAGACACGUGGUGGUGUUCACUCUGGACGCGUGGCGGUGUUCACUCUGGACGCGUGGCGGUGUUCACUCUCUGCAUGUGGAGUGGGGACAACCGGGGGACACGGAGGGAAAUCGACGCGACCACGGGGGGAGAGAGAGAGAGGCACGCAAACUCCAAAUAUACAGCAGGCGUCAAGGCUGGGAUCGAACCCACGACUUCCUGUAUGCCAGGAGAGCUGUCGCUGCCUCUGCAGAAGUGGUCUGAUGGAGCAAAGGCACUCGGCGCAGCUCGGUGCAAAAAGGCAACAAUGCGACCGGUGUGCAUACAGCACGGAUUGUCCUGCACAGUUGACACUGCACCAGAGAACUCACACAGGAGAGAAACCCUUCAAGUGCAGUGUGUGUGGGAAGGCGUUUGCACAGUCAUCUAAUAUUGUAGCACACCAGAGAACACACACGGGAGAGAAACCCUUCAAAUGCAGUGUGUGUGGGAAGGCGUUUGCACAGUCAUCUGCUCUUGUAGUACACCAGAGAACACACACGGGAGAGAAACCCUUCAAGUGCAGUGUGUGCGGGAAGGCCUUUGCACAGUCAUCACAUGUUCAAAGACACAAGAGAUCACACAAGCAUCAGAAAAUCCACAAGGAGUGGAGUCUGAAAUCAGCUUGUGAAAGUCAAAGUGCCUCAAUGAGCCCAUCCCUCAUCAAACAAGAACCGGAAGAAAAUCCCAGCUUGGACACUUUUGAAGGUAACGAGGUGAAAUGUGAAGAGGUGAAGGUGAAAUGUGAAGAGGUGAAGGUGAAAUGUGAAGAGGUGAAGGUAAAAUGUGAAGAUGGAGAUUCAACUCCCAAAUGGGACCUUCACAUCGAUGGAGGCAACGUGAAGCAGGAGGAGAAUUCUGACUGUGAGGCAGAGCGAAGCAACUCCCAGCAGUUUGUGGAAGUGGAGGUGUGGGUGGACUUCCUCCGAGACAAUACAAAGUCAAAUGGAGACCCGGGAGAUGCGUAAGCCUUAGACCAGUGGUUCUUAACCUGGGUUCGAUCGAACCCCAGGGGUUCGGUGAGUCAGUCUCAGGGGUUCGGCGGAGGUUAAGACACACACCUGACUCAUGAUUGUGCACCAGUAAAACAUGUACCUAUGUUUUGAAUUUGAAAAAAUAAAAAAUAAAUUCCAAUUAAGAAGGGUUCUGUGAAUGCGCAUAUGAAACUGGUGGGGUUCAGUACCUCCAACAAGGUUAAGAACCACUGCCUUAGACGAUGCUGCUCCAAUAGAUGCACCUUUGUCACAGGCCUUUAAUGACAAGAAUGUGAAGUUGAACACUCAGUUCCUAGGUUCAACCUGCAGGGUAAGAGCGGCCAGUUUUUGUGGACCUGUGUGUUGGGUAGAUCUCUAACCAGGAGCGAGAGCCAAUAAGCUCCCAAGCAUUCACUCUGUUAUCAUAAUUGCAUUUAUAUUGUGCUUGAUUAAUUGCCUCGGCAAUUCGUAGUUUUGUAUCGUUUCUCGUCUCAAACACUCGAAGAGCAUCCCCAAGUGGCAGCUGCCCCUGUGUGGCACAAGGUGGUGGCCCUGCACUGGCCUGCGUGUGGACAAGAGCCUGUCAGUAGGGGGUGAUGGUUAAUGUGGCAUCUCAGUUGUGGAGUUUGUAGGUAAUGUUUGGAAUUUGCAAAAUUUUUACCCAGAUGCCAGCAAUGGCCGACUCGUUUUAAAUGGUGCAUUAGUAUGUUGUACAUACACUUAAGCAGACAGUGUUUUUUUGUUUAUCUUGUUAAUACUAUGUAACCUGGUGCAGUAAUUUAACUUCGUAAAAAUGAUUGUCAAUAAUUUAGAAUGAAUACUAGUCCGAUUGUGUGCGUACAUGUUAACAUUUUGUCUACAAGGGUCAAACAUUGAUUAAGUCAUGUUAGGACAAAGUCUGUGUUUUUGGAGUAACCUGUACAGAUCACUCAGGUGAUAAAUGAAAGAUUUCGUGUCUGCUGAUUUGCUUCAUAGCAAGGAGGUAAUUUUAAGAACACAUUUGGAGUGCAUUUUUGGUACAGAUUUGUAUUUGGUUACAAGGCAGAGCACAUCUAGUAGAUACAUUCUGCACAACAACACUCAUGAGAAUUUUGCAUGACAUCGUAUAUGUUGGCGAACUAGGACAAGAAAUGGUCCUUGCCGAUUAACGUCUGGAUGUUGACAACCAUGGGGUGAAGCAAGCCUGACCGCCUGCGGUGCCCCUCACAACCAUUUACGGCCUUGGGCCAGAAAAGUCACGAAGAAAAUUACACACGAGCGACGCAUCCACGCAAACUCCCGAUGCUCCGUUUUGAAGUUUUAAAUUGAAACAACUUUGAAUUGUAUUAUGUUUUAAA